Messenger RNA from Thecamonas trahens ATCC 50062, 1279 nucleotides. RefSeq lists its product as uncharacterized. The record is from RefSeq and is a predicted model, not a curated record. Gene Ontology annotation, molecular function: GTPase activator activity; small GTPase binding. Gene Ontology annotation, cellular component: perinuclear region of cytoplasm; cytosol; nucleus. Lineage: Eukaryota; Apusomonadida; Apusomonadidae. Bases 101 to 958 code for a protein of 285 amino acids. Gene Ontology annotation, biological process: nucleocytoplasmic transport; activation of GTPase activity. The transcript has a single exon.
ACUGCACUCUGACCACAUAGUUAUUGGUGUGUGUGUUGGUGUGUGUGUGUGUGAGUGUGUGUACUUGGUGCCGUUGUGUGUAUAGAAGAGCCUGCCGAACAUGCUUGUGAGGGACAAGCGCAGUGCAAGAGCCUCGCUGCAUCGUCAGCUGGAAGCCGUGUUUGGAGCCGAGACCAGCAGCCAGGGCAAGGACAAGGGCAAGGGCAAGAGCAAGAGCAAGAGCAGGUCUCGUCGUCAAGGUGAAAGGACAAGCCGCUCGACAGCGUCAUCGACUUCGGGAUCGACUUCGGGUUCGGGUUCGGGUUCGGGCUCGGGAUCGGGUUCGAGCUCGUCGGGUCUGGAGUGGUCGGAAGAGCGAUGGGGGACAGGCAUGCCGCCUGGAGUGCUGAUGUUGUCCAAUGCUGGGAUUGGAAAUGAGGGCGCGAAAGAGGUGGCAAGAGAGGUGAAGAGUGAUGGAAAGAGGGAGGUGCCGCGAGUGACAGACGUGCAUCUCUCGCACAACUACAUCGGUGACAAGGGCGCGGCGUAUCUGGCCUACGCCGGAGCGCAUCUCACCUCGCUCUUCCUCGGCGCCAACGAGAUCGACGACACGGGUAUCCGGGCGAUCGGCGCCAUGCUGCGGCGGCGUGGGUGCGCGCUUCGGGUUCUCUCGCUGUGGGGAAAUAGCUUUGGUCCGCGCGGUGCGCUCUCGCUCGCCCGCGGCAUCAAGCGGUCCAAAACGCUCAGGCAGCUCGAUGUCGGUAACAACUCGGCAAUGGGCGAGGAGGGCAUGCGAGCGCUGGCCAAGGCGCUCCGCGGCAACUCGACGCUCGAAUCGCUCAACCUCUCGCGCAACGGCAUGGACGACGCCGGGCGCAUACACUCGUCAAGGGUCUUGCCGGCAACCGUGGCCUGGUCGAACUCGAUCUCUCGCGCAACGCCAUCGGCAACGCCGGGGCGCGGCAGCUCGCCAAGCUAGUUGCCGCACAUGGCUCGGUCCUCGCCAGCCUCAACCUCCGGCACAACACCAUCAGCAACCGCGGGGCGCGGCAUCUACUCCAGGCCUAUACCGCACAUGCUGCCGACAUCAACAUCAACGGCAACGCCUCUGUCUCACGCAAGUACAUCCGUCGUCUCCGGGUAGCCGGCCUUUCUGCCACCGGCACCCUCGGCGGCGAGCUGAUCCGGGCCGAGGAGAGUGACAAUCGCGAUUGAAGGCUUCUGAGGCAGCGAUGUCGCGUCAGAACAGACCCCACUACUGCUAGCUAGAGCCGUAUCACACAGUACAUGAAUGUGUUGC